Messenger RNA from Cavia porcellus (domestic guinea pig), 732 nucleotides. RefSeq names its product collagen alpha-1(III) chain-like. NCBI's taxonomy places the organism in Eukaryota, Metazoa, Chordata, Mammalia, Rodentia, Caviidae. The record is from RefSeq and is a predicted model, not a curated record. The coding region runs from base 16 to 681 and encodes 221 amino acids. The transcript has 2 exons.
GGUGGCUGCGGAACAAUGCCCAGGGGCCCGUGGAGGCCUCCCCGCAGGGCAGAGGCACUGAGAGCCAGGCGCAGGGAGUGGAAACCCCGCAGGCCUGCCGAGGAGGGCCCCCGGGACUGGGCCGAGCCCUUGAAGGUGGGGUCGGCUGGGCAGGAGAAGAAAAAGAAGAGCCGAGGGUGGAGGCGAAAGCAGGGCUGGACAAAGAGCACUCGGGGCGGAGGCCGCGCGGGGUGGGGUGGCGGGGCCGCUGUCUGUCCCGGGGAGUCCCGCAGCUCGGUCCGCGGCGGCCCAGGAGGAGUGGGGGCCAGGACUUCCGGUGCAGGUGGGUGUCCCUUCGAUGACGUCAGGUCACCCUCGGCGGCCUGGCCGGUCCCACCCCGCCCCUCGCGUCCCGCGCCUGCAUAUAUAGCCGGGGCGCCGCACCUGUCCGCCCGCACCUGUCCGCCCGCACCUGUCCGCGCGCACCUGGCCGCGCGCACCUGCGGCCCAGCUCGGGGCGCCUCCUGCCGCGCAGCAGCCUCUGGCCCGCAGGCCCGGACCCCUCGGAGACCAGGGUCGCUGGGAGCGCCGGGUCGAACCGCCUGGCCUUCGGGGCUGCUUCGUGCGGCACCAGCGCUUCGGCGCCGCCGUGUCCGUCUGCUGCGGAGCCGUCGUCUCACCGAAGCCGUGGACCUGUGCUGACUCAGGGGCAAGACUUGCAGUCACCCAGCCCGAAACUUGGUUGUGCCUUUG